AUGUUUUCCUUUGGAGGUAGCAGCAAGAAGUCAAAAGAAUCAAAGAUGGCGGAGGACAACAAAGCCGAAAGCACUAGCAACAGCAACAAUAGUCAACUGACGGAUGAAGCGAAACAGGAACUUCUCGAACAGCGUCAACGCCAAAGUCUCUUGAAAGAACGACAAGAUGAGUUGGAUCAACAAUUGAUUUUGCUGGAAGCCCAGCUGCGAGCGGCUCGGGAACAGAUCCAUCACGAAAAGGCCGGAAAACGCAAAAUCUUUCAUUCCUUGGUCAAAGUAGCAAACGAACUCAAAAAGACACGACAAGAAAGCGGACCCAUUAUGGAAGCCAACGAGUAUGCCAAUCAACCCUGGUAUCAAGGAGGCAUUUGGCGCAAUCAGGUACAAGUGCUUCCUGGAGUGGCAGCGACACGACAAUCACAUCAACAACGAGGCGGGCAAGCCGUCAGUCUCUCUGAUCUCUUUUUAGAUUUGGUCAUUGUCACGGCAUUCACGCGAGUGGGACAGGCCAUUUCCAGCAAUCAAACCAUCAAUUUGGCGUCGGUACUCUACUUUGCCGUGUUUUGGACCAUAUGGUCCAAAGAAGCCAGUUAUUCCUCACGCUUUGAUACCAGCGAUUUGAGUGCCAAAGUGUCCACAUUGGUCACCUGCUUUGCCGUACUCUUUGGAUCUCUCUCCGCCAGUGCACCCCUCGAUGCCACGGGAGCCACGCGCAUCAUGAUGGUCGGUGCCUUUUGUGCCAUUUUGAAUUGUCUACUCCAUGUUCGCAUUGCCGUUUUCUUUGGGGAAGCGGCUCCCGUCGAGAAUAUCAUGAUGGGCUCCGCCGAACCCAAAUCACGUCAAAGCGUCGCGCGAGUGACGGAAACACGACAACACGUUCGAUCCUAUGCCAUUUUCAAUAUUGCCAUGACGCUGAUGGAAGCCAUUGUGUGGAUCAUUGGAGUACUCGUCGUACCCGAGACAUCACCGCUGCGAUGGUUGAUCUUUGCGGCGGGCAUCAUCUUGGCCAUGAGAGUGCCAAGAGCCUUUCUCGCCAAUGAUUUUCAUGCCGCCCGAUCCAAACGAGGCGUCCUCUUUAUUCUGCUUCUCGGAUUCUUGAUGCAGAGCGUCAUUGUGGUCGCCAGCGAAUUCUUCCAAUACGAUUCCCCCACCGGACCCGACUACACAUUCAUCGGGGCAUCUUGCUUGAUUCUAUUCUGCAUCAAACUACUCUACGUCGAAGACUCCAAUACUUCCAAUUCCCAAGAUCAUGCACUCCUCGUCAAUCGGACCGCCGCCUUUUUGUUCAAUCUCGGACACUUUUGUUUGCUCUUCAGUACCACCGUCAUGGGAUCGGGGCUCAAUUUGGUCACACACGAGUACCUGGCUGCCGCGGCGGCAUUGCCAGGGCCAUCCAAGCAAAUGGUCAUGGGUGGAUUCAGUGCCGUCGUAUUGAGCAAUUACUUUAUCAAGUCGAUGCAUGUCAAACGAGUUCCAUCCUACGACAAUAUCACGCAUCGACGCAUGUUUAUCAUGGCAUACGUGGCGGAACUCAUCGUCACGUUGGUCAUUGUCAUUGUGACGGCCAUGGUGUGUUCUGGUACGGGUGGUGGAUAUUUGCAAACCCUGUCGGAAAAUGAUUUGGAAUUGUUGUUUUUGUUGAGUGGAUUGGCAUUGUUCUUGGUAUUGAUUAGUUGGUUGGAUCAAGGAGUGGAGUUGACUUUGUACGAUUCUGCGGAAGAUUCGCAGGAGUACUUGAUCCAACCCUUUGGUUUGUGGUCGUUUUGUCUGGAAUCGGAAGUCACCGACGAAGCUAUGUUGGAGGAUCUGGUGGCCGAUGACAUGACGCUGUCACGACGACUCUCCGCCGUGUCACCCCUCUUGGGCAGCAGCAGUGCAGCGUUUUUGAAGCAAGAGUUGAAGAAUACAGAGGGGUAUGGAUCCAUGGCGGGCAUUUCGGAAGAGCAAGUCUAA
Seminavis robusta is the source of this 1953-nucleotide messenger RNA. The record is from the annotation of a GenBank genome assembly. NCBI's taxonomy places the organism in Eukaryota, Bacillariophyta, Bacillariophyceae, Naviculales, Naviculaceae.